AUGGCAACCAGCGCCGUCCCCAGUGACAACCUCCCCACCUACAAGCUGGUGGUGGUGGGGGAUGGGGGCGUGGGCAAGAGUGCCCUCACCAUCCAGUUCUUCCAGAAGAUCUUUGUGCCUGACUACGACCCCACCAUCGAAGACUCCUACCUGAAACACACAGAGAUUGACAAUCAGUGGGCCAUCUUGGACGACCUAGUCAGGGACACCAAGAAGGCAGCCUGGCUGCUGUAUGGCUCCCUGGGGAGAGAUGGCAGGGCCGAGUGGCCAAGGAGGGCCUUCAGAGUGCCUGAGGCAGAACCUGAUGGUCUCUUCUUUUCUUGGUCUGAAUUGCUGCUCUGUCUGGGGGUUCAGGCUCGCUGUCUGGAGGAAUGUCUUAGCAAGAAGCCUCCCAUGCAGGCCUGGAUCCACUUCCCGGACGUGGAGCGGGUCGAGUGGGCCAACAAGAUCAUCUCCCAGAUCUGGCCCUACCUGAGCUUAAUUAUGGAAAGCAAGAUCCGGGAGAAACUCGAGCCCAAGAUCCGGGAGAAGAGCGUCCACCUGAGGACCUUCACCUUCACCAAGCUCGACUUCGGACGGAAGUGCCCCAGGGUCAACGGCGUCCAGGCGCACACCAGCAAGCACAACCGGAGGCAGGUGGUCCUGGACCUGCAGAUCUGCUACAUCGGGGACUGCGAGAUCAGCGUGGAGCUGCAGAAGAUACAGGCUGGUGUGAACGGGAUCCAGUUGCAGGGCACGCUGCGGGUCAUCCUGGACCCCCUCCUGGUGGACAAGCCCUUCGUGGGAGCCGUGACUGUGUUCUUCCUUCAGAAGCCGCACCUGCAGAUCAACUGGACAGGCCUGACCAACCUGCUGGACGCGCCGGGAAUCAAUGAGAUGUCAGACAGCCUGCUGGAGGACCUCAUCGCCGCCCACCUGGUGCUGCCCAACCGCGUGACUGUGCCCGUGAAGAAGGGCUUGGAUGUGACCAACCUGCGCUUCCCUCUGCCCUGCGGGGUGAUCAGAGUCCACUUGCUGGAGGCGGAGAAGCUGGCCCAGAUGGACCACUUCCUGGGGAUCCGAGGCAAGUCGGACCCCUACGCCAAGGUGAGCAUCGGCCUGCAGCACUUCCGCAGCAAGACCGUCUACAAGAACCUGAACCCCACCUGGAACGAGGUGUUUGAGUUCUUAGUGUACGAAGUCCCUGGGCAGGACCUGGAGGUGGACCUGUAUGACGAGGAUCCUGACAGGGACGACUUCCUGGGCAGCCUGCAGAUCUGCCUCGGGGAUGUCAUGACCAACAGAGUGGUGGAUGAGUGGUUUGUCCUGAAUGACACAACCAGUGGGCGGCUGCACCUGCGGCUGGAGUGGCUUUCACUGAUCGCUGACCCUGAGGCUCUGACUGAGGACCACGCUGGCCUUUCCACUGCCAUCCUUGUGGUCUUCUUGGACAGCGCCUGCAACCUGCCGAGAAACCCUUUUGACUACCUGAAUGGUGAAUAUCGAGCCAAAAAACUCUCCAGAUUUGCCAAGAAUAAGGUGAGCAGAGACCCUUCUUCCUAUGUCAAGCUAUCUGUAGGCAAGAAGACAUAUGUGAGUAAGACCUGUCCCCGCAGCAAGGACCCUGUGUGGAGCCAGGUGUUCUCCUUCUUUGUGUGCAAUGUGGCAUCUGAGCAGCUGCGUCUCAAGGUCCUGGAUGACGACCAGGAGUGUGCUCUGGGAGUGCUGGAGUUACCCCUGUGCCAGAUCCUCCCCUAUGCAGACCUGACCCUUGAGCAGCGCUUCCAGCUGGACCACUCGGGCCUGGACAGCCUCAUCUCCAUGAGGCUGGUGCUUCGGUUCCUACGUGUGGAAGAACGAGAGAUGGGGAGCCCAUACACAGGACCUGAAGCCCUAAAGAAAGGCCCUCUGUUCAUUAAGAAGGUGGCCACCGAUCAAGGUCCCAAAGAUCCACCCCAGGGAGAGGGUCCUGCAGACUUGCCCUGCCCCCCAGACCCUGCUUCUGGUACCAAGGAAGCCUCCAAGAGCACCACGCCAGCCACCAGUGCCACCACUGCUGCCACCGAGCCCACACCCCAAGCGACAGGCCCAGAGCCGAAAGGCAAGGACAGUGCCAAAGGUUUCUGUGAGCCCAUGGGGGAGAAGAAGAGUUCGACUUCCAUCUUCCUGACUGUCCCAGGCCCCCACUCUCCAGGGCCCAUCAAGUCACCCAGACCCAUGAAAUGCCUUGCCUCCCCAUUCGCAUGGCCACCCGCGAGGCUGGCUCCCAGCAUGUCCUCGCUCAACUCCCUGGCCACUUCCUGCUUUGACCUGACAGAUAUCAGCCUCACCAUUGAGGGCAGGGAUUUCAGGCCGCGGAGGCUGGGCGAGAUUCAGCUCACGGUGCGUUAUGUAUGUCUGCGGCGCUGCCUCAGCGUGCUAAUCAACGGCUGCAGAAACCUGACACGCUGUACCAGCAGUGGAGUUGAUCCUUAUGUCCGUAUCUACUUGUUGCCAGAAAGGAGGUGGGCAAGUCGUAAGAAGACCUCAGUGAAGCGGAAGACCGUAGAACCCUGGUUCGAUGAGACAUUUGAAUUUUUUGUUCCCUUGGAAGAAGUACAGAAGAGGUCACUAGACGUUGCAGUGAAAAACAGUAGGCCACUUGGCUCACACAGAAGGAAGGAGCUAGGAAAAGUGCUGAUUGAUUUAUCAAAAGAAGAUCUGAUUAUGGGCUUCUCACAAUGGUAUGAGCUCACUCCAGAUGGACAGCCCAGAAGUUGAUGAUGAGCAACAUAAUCAUCUUUAUAUUAAAAUGUGUAUAUAUGUAUAGUUUGUAAUUUAAUUCAGAACAACCAUUUGAAAAUAUAUAUACAUACAUUCUUGUGUGAAUUUAACUGGAUAGUAAACUAGAGGUAAACAUAAGUAAAAGCCAGAACUACUCUCUCUUGGUUGGAUUUAAUUGUUCAAAUCCCAAAAGAAAUGGGGUAUUCAUGGCUAAUCAAUUAUUAGAACCUCAGCAGUGAUUUUUUUCACUUUUGAUAGGUAAUUAUAGACCAUCUGACUUAGGCCUUGCCUGAAUGUAUGUGUCAAAAGUGCCCUAUCUGAGGCAUAGGGUGUGGGGAGGAGGCUUCUUUUAUGAGACUAAAAGGUAACCCACCUCCAAAUUGCCAAAAGAUAACACUAGCUAAGCCCACUGCCACCUCUGGUACUCCUCUGCCUGGGGAUUUAUUCCUGUAUCUGAAUUGGAACUAAAAUGUAUUUUUUUCAGAUGGGGGGAACAAUGAUAUACCUAAACACCUUGAGUUAAAUACUCCAGUGUGGAUGGCCUGGGACCAAACUCCAGCAUGUGGCAUUAUUUCCAUAGGAAAUGCAGGCCAGGUUCCAGACUCAGGUCUAUGUCUGCACUCCCCUAGCAGAGCUGGACUCUGCUGCAAUCAGUGCCAGAGGGGCUUUCUGUGUCCUCUCAGACAGAUGUGGAAAUUCAGCUUCACUUUUCUAAGAGACAGCUGGUUCCUCUAAUAACAUGUAAAAAGCAAACCAUGUAAACUGUAUAUUUAAAUAAGUGCCUCGUAGAGAGCAGAGUGGUGCAGCGGAAGCGUGCUGGGCCCAUAAAUAAGUGCCUCUUUUGCAUUUCAAACUAUAAAACCAAAUAUUCUUGUUCUCAGCUGUGCCUUAUCCACUCAGACAAUGCCCCGUUGCCAUCAGUUUUCUCUCCCCACUACUGCAUUUGCUGCAGCUUUUCUAAGAAUAGUAACAUCUUAAAGCACAGUUUACUGUUAUUCUCAUUUAUAAAUUAUCUAUGAUUUUCUCUUUUCUAUAAGGUUAAAGCCCAUUUGCCUUUUAAACCUAACAUAAUCUAAUCUCCAGUUUUUUGCUACUUUAUUUGCUCUAUUCUAGAAUAGUCCAAAUAUUACCUCCUGCUUAUUAAAAUCCUACUCAGCUCUUAAAGGCCUAUCUCAAAUCCACCUCCUCCACGAGGCCAAUCCACACUGAAAUGGCCUCUCGCCACCACCUAUAGUAUAGCAAUACUGUCAAUACUGUGCAUUUUUCAUUUUAACAAUUCCCUGUUACAUUUAAUUUUAAAAAGUUUACUAGGUAUCUAUAUGCUAAGCAACUGCUUGUAUUGUGUUUGGUAUUUUUUGUUUCCGUUUACUCUCCAAUUGAACUAUAAAGGAACCUCGGUUCUUGAACUUAAUUCAUU
This is a messenger RNA of Myotis lucifugus (little brown bat), 4159 nucleotides long. RefSeq names its product extended synaptotagmin 3 (gene ESYT3). The coding region runs from base 1 to 2739 and encodes 912 amino acids. NCBI's taxonomy places the organism in Eukaryota, Metazoa, Chordata, Mammalia, Chiroptera, Vespertilionidae. The transcript has 24 exons. Gene Ontology annotation, molecular function: GTP binding; lipid binding; GTPase activity. The record is from RefSeq and is a predicted model, not a curated record. Gene Ontology annotation, biological process: lipid transport.